Orycteropus afer afer is the source of this 2339-nucleotide messenger RNA. The record is from RefSeq and is a predicted model, not a curated record. Lineage: Eukaryota; Metazoa; Chordata; Mammalia; Tubulidentata; Orycteropodidae.
GCGGCGCCCGCCGGGCUCUCGGUUAUAAGAUGGCGGCGCUGAGCAGCGGCGGCGCGGAGCAGGGCCCGGCGCUGUUCAACGGGGACAUGGAUCCCGAGGCUGGCGCCGGCGCCGCGGCCUCGUCGGCCGCAGACCCCGCCAUCCCGGAGGAGGUGUGGAAUAUCAAACAGAUGAUCAAGCUGACGCAGGAACACAUCGAGGCCCUGUUGGACAAGUUUGGUGGGGAGCACAAUCCACCCUCAAUAUAUCUGGAGGCCUAUGAAGAAUACACCAGCAAGCUAGAUGCCCUCCAACAAAGAGAACAGCAGUUAUUGGAGUCCCUGGGGAAUGGAACUGAUUUUUCUGUUUCUAGCUCGGCAUCAACGGACACCGUUACAUCUUCCUCCUCUUCUAGCCUUUCAGUGCUACCUUCAUCUCUUACAGUUUUUCAAAAUCCCACAGAUGUGUCACGGAGCAACCCCAAGUCACCACAAAAACCUAUCGUUAGAGUCUUCCUGCCCAACAAACAGAGAACAGUGGUACCUGCAAGGUGUGGCGUCACCGUCCGAGACAGUCUGAAGAAAGCUCUGAUGAUGAGAGGCCUGAUCCCAGAGUGCUGUGCUGUGUACAGAGUCCAAGAUGGAGAGAAGAAACCGAUUGGCUGGGACACUGAUAUCUCCUGGCUCACCGGAGAGGAGCUGCACGUGGAAGUGUUGGAGAACGUGCCGCUGACGACACACAACUUCGUGCGGAAAACAUUUUUCACCUUAGCGUUCUGUGACUUCUGUCGAAAGCUGCUUUUCCAGGGUUUCCGCUGUCAGACAUGUGGUUACAAAUUCCACCAGCGCUGUAGCACAGAGGUUCCGCUGAUGUGCGUCAAUUAUGACCAACUGGAUUUGCUGUUUGUCUCCAAGUUCUUUGAACACCACCCCAUCCCGCAGGAGGAGGCCUCCUUAGCAGAGACUGCCCUCGCGCCCGGAUCGUGUCCUCCCGCGCCUCCCUCAGACUCUCUCGGGUCCCAAAUUCUCACCAGCCCGUCUCCUUCAAAAUCCAUUCCAAUUCCACAGCCCUUCCGACCAGCAGAUGAAGACCAUCGAAACCAAUUUGGGCAGCGAGACAGGUCCUCCUCAGCCCCCAAUGUGCACAUCAACACAAUAGAGCCGGUCAAUAUUGAUGACUUGAUUAGAGACCAAGGGUUUCGUGGUGAUGGAGGAUCGACCGCAGGCUUGUCGGCCACGCCCCCUGCAUCACUGCCUGGCUCCCUCACUAACGUGAAAGCCUUACAGAAAUCCCCUGGGCCACAGCGUGAGAGGAAGUCCUCGUCCUCCUCCGAAGAUAGGAAUCGCAUGAAAACCCUUGGCAGGCGAGAUUCAAGUGACGAUUGGGAGAUUCCCGACGGGCAGAUCACCAUUGGACAGAGAAUCGGCUCCGGAUCGUUUGGAACCGUCUACAAGGGCAAGUGGCAUGGUGAUGUGGCAGUGAAGAUGUUGAACGUGACAGCCCCCACACCUCAGCAGUUACAGGCCUUCAAGAAUGAAGUAGGGGUACUCAGGAAAACACGACACGUGAAUAUCCUCCUCUUCAUGGGCUACUCAACAAAGCCCCAGCUGGCUAUUGUUACCCAGUGGUGUGAGGGCUCCAGCCUGUAUCACCAUCUCCACAUCAUCGAGACCAAGUUUGAGAUGAUCAAGCUCAUCGACAUUGCACGGCAGACUGCACAGGGCAUGGAUUACUUACACGCCAAGUCAAUCAUCCACAGAGACCUCAAGAGUAACAAUAUAUUUCUUCACGAAGACCUCACGGUAAAAAUAGGUGACUUUGGUCUAGCCACAGUGAAGUCUCGGUGGAGUGGGUCCCAUCAGUUUGAGCAGUUGUCUGGAUCCAUCUUGUGGAUGGCACCAGAAGUGAUCAGAAUGCAGGACAGGAACCCCUACAGCUCUCAGUCAGAUGUCUAUGCAUUCGGGAUUGUUCUGUAUGAACUAAUGACUGGACAGCUACCCUAUUCAAACAUCAACAACAGGGACCAGAUAAUCUUUAUGGUGGGACGAGGAUACCUGUCUCCAGACCUCAGUAAGGUACGGAGUAACUGCCCAAAAGCCAUGAAGAGAUUAAUGGCGGAGUGCCUGAAAAAGAAACGAGACGAGAGGCCGCUCUUUCCCCAAAUUCUCGCCUCUAUUGAACUGCUGGCCCGCUCAUUGCCAAAAAUCCACCGCAGCGCGUCAGAGCCCUCCUUGAACCGGGCCGGCUUCCAGACCGAGGAUUUCAGUCUGUAUGCCUGUGCUUCUCCCAAAACACCCAUCCAGGCCGGGGGCUACGGUGCGUUUCCAGUCCACUGAAGCCAGCUGCGUGAGUGGGAGGGU